This is a messenger RNA of Micropterus salmoides (largemouth bass), 1297 nucleotides long. RefSeq names its product 5-hydroxymethylcytosine binding, ES cell specific (gene hmces). The record is from RefSeq and is a predicted model, not a curated record. Gene Ontology annotation, biological process: DNA damage response. NCBI's taxonomy places the organism in Eukaryota, Metazoa, Chordata, Actinopteri, Centrarchiformes, Centrarchidae. Gene Ontology annotation, molecular function: single-stranded DNA binding. Bases 158 to 1135 code for a protein of 325 amino acids. The transcript has 7 exons.
GUCAUGCUGUCACGUGUGCUCUCGCGCUUCAAACACACAGCGCUGUACCCAGACCCGCACAUUCUCGUAAACUCGAGCAACAUAAUAACAUAAGUGCAGCUUUACGAUAUAUAUCAGUUACACUCGAAAACAGGUGGCUGAAAAGUUCCGCUGCCAAAUGUGUGGAAGGACUGCGUGUACGCUUGCUCCCGACGAGUUGAGCCGAGCCUGCUCUUACAGAAACCGAGGGGGGCAGCGGAGACUGCCCCGCUGGAGGGAUGGAGACGCAGACAAAUACAGACCGUCUUAUAACAAGAGCCCCCAGUCUAUGAGUCCCGUCCUGGUGUCCCAGAGGCAUUUUAAUAAGAAUGCUCCUGUGGAUGAGUGUGUAUUGGCCUCCAUGCGUUGGGGUCUGGUACCUUCCUGGUUCAAGGCGAAUGACCCAGUAAAGAUGCAAUACAACACCAGCAACUGCCGCAGUGAGAGUAUACUGGAGAAGAAAUCUUACAAGGACCCAAUGAUAAAAGGACAGCGCUGUGUCAUCCUGGCUGAUGGUUUUUAUGAGUGGAUGCGGCAGGAAAGAGACAAGCAGCCUUUCUUCAUAUACUUCCCUCAGUCUCAGGGAGAAGAACCAGGCGAGUGGACUGGAUGGAAGUUGCUGACCAUGGCUGGUCUGUUUGACUGCUGGACACCUCCAGAUGGUGGAGAACCACUUUACACAUACAGUGUUAUCACUGUGAACGCGUCCCCAAACCUGCAAAGCAUCCAUGAUAGGAUGCCAGCAAUCUUGGAUGGGGAGGAAGAAGUGAGAAGAUGGCUUGAUUUUGGGGAGGUGAAAUCUCUAGAUGCCUUGAAACUGCUCCAGUCGAAAAACAUUUUGACUUCUCAUCCAGUCUCUUCACUAGUAAACAACUCUCGCAACAACUCUCCAGAGUGCCUUCAGCCAGUGUAUCUUAACGGCAAAAAGGAUCCCAAACACACAGCCAGCAGUAAGAUGAUGAUGAGCUGGCUGACGAGCAGUGCACCUUCAAAGAGGAAGGAGCCCAGCACAUGCGAGAGUAAUAAAGAACACAAGGCAGGGGCCCAGUACAACAAGUCCAAGGGAGCGCUUCAGCAGUGGCUUCAGGGACCAAACAAAAAAACAAGAACCAAAUGAUGAUAUGAACUGUGACUGAAAACUCUGUUUAUAACACCAUUUAGGCCUUAUUUUUUCCACUUGACUGUUGACAGGUAUAUGUUGUUUUUUUGCAUUAGUAACAGUUUUAAAUGUAAUGAAUAUAAUUUCCAAGAGGCUAUCAAUAAAUGUCAGAAAUAAACA